UGAUAGCUGUGCAAGAGCCGAACGUCAAAUGGAGUAAAAUUUCCAAAUCACUUUCCCACGGCCAGAUCUUGUUUAUAUUUAUGACAGGUCGUUUUUUUCCAACUUUUUAUGCUUUAGUAAUGCUUCUCUGCUCCUGAUAACCUUCGUUUUUCAGAAACUUCUUUCAAAGCCAAAGACUCUCUCUCUCUCUCUCUCUUUUUCUCUUUCUCGGAACCCCAAUAACCUUGGGGUUUGGUGACUAUAUAUAUACAUGCAUAAAUAUAUAUAUAUAUAUAUAUAUAUAUAGGUUAAUUUGAGCUUAAACCUGAGUCCAUGGAGACCGGAGUUUCAGCAGCUUCAGGAGCUUUAAAAUGCAGUUUUAGCCGAAGAAAUCGCACGGCUUCAAAACCCAUAUCUAAACCAACCCUUUACUUAGUUUUAACAUCUGCAAAAACCCAUCAGUGGAGGAGUUGUAAUACUCAUGCGAAAAACAGAGGAAAACGAACCACAUGUUUAUCUGCCGUGGACAAGAAAACAGAGGAUACCGUACAAAUUCUGAAAUCGAAAGACACCAAUGAAUCCGAGACUCGGAUUAUAAUUCCAAAAGCGGCAGAGAGAUUGGCAAGAAAGAAAUCGGAAAGAUACACCUAUCUUGUUGCUGCAAUCAUGUCUAGCCUUGGAGUUACUUCGGCUGCUAUUAUGGCUGUUUAUUAUAGGUUUUCUUGGCAAAUGGAGGGCGGUGAAUUCCCACUUGUUGAAAUGUUGGGUACAUUUUUUCUCUCUGUUGGUUCUGCUGUGGGUAUGGAGUUUUGGGCAAGGUGGGCACACAGAGCUCUGUGGCAUGCUUCAUUAUGGCACAUGCAUAAGUCUCACCACCGACCCAGAGAUGGUCCAUUCGAGCUCAACGAUGUGUUUGCGAUAACGAACGCGGUGCCAGCAAUAGCUCUGCUAUCGUACGGCUUCUUCACCAAGGGUUUGGUUGCAGGACUCUGUUUCGGUGCCGGAUUGGGAAUUACGGUGUUUGGGAUGGCGUAUAUGUUUGUACACGAUGGUUUGGUCCAUCGACGAUUCCCAGUGGGUCCAAUUGCGAAUGUGCCUUAUUUACGAAGAGUUGCUUCAGCACACCAUCUUCAUCACUCGGACAUAUUUGAUGGAGUGCCAUAUGGGUUGUUCUUGGGACCUAUGGAAUUAGAGGAAGUUGGUGGCAAAGAAGAACUGGAAAAGGAGAUCAAUAGAAGGAUUAAAAAAUCGAAAAGUUCAUCAUGAUAAAGCCUAUUGAUUAUAUGAUAUUUUAGCAGGGAUCUACUAUAUCUUUUCAUUAUUAUUAUUAUUUGGUAAAGCAAUAAUUCUUUUGUACCAUACAUAAAAGUGUAGUUUAAUUUUAUAUGUAAAAAUAAUUCGAUAUUUAAUGCUAAUUUAGUUUGAAAUGAGUGGAAAAA
Molecule: messenger RNA, 1418 nt
Organism: Ziziphus jujuba (common jujube)
Lineage: Eukaryota; Viridiplantae; Streptophyta; Magnoliopsida; Rosales; Rhamnaceae
Product: beta-carotene hydroxylase 2, chloroplastic
Exons: 7
Coding region: 313-1245 (310 amino acids)
Biological process (GO): xanthophyll biosynthetic process; carotene metabolic process
Cellular component (GO): chloroplast
Molecular function (GO): beta-carotene 3-hydroxylase activity
Source: RefSeq, a predicted model, not a curated record